UUUGUAUGUCUUUCGUUGCCUCUUUCUCCUGCUUUUCUCGCCGAUUUCAAUUUUCAAAUUAUGAGUAACAUUGAGAGAAAACUCGCUGAAUAUAGAGCUAAGAAAAGGACAAAAAGUACCCCAGCAAGUGGUUUUUGGAAAUCCUUGUUUACAAAAUCAGAUAAUAAAAUUGCUGAUCAGGAUGCCAAAGAGAAUCUGUUGGGUGAAUCUUCAACUAAUGAAAAGUUUGUUGAUACUGUUGACAGCACAUUUGAUGAUGGUGAAAUAGAUACCCUGAGCCUAAAUAGUGAUAUAGAUGAUUCCUCCAUAGACUGUUGUACAUACACAGACAUAAUUUACUACUCUUUAUGCUUCCUACUGUGGGCAAUUGUAUGGGCAAUAUUCAUCAAACUCCAGUUUGGUACAGUUUAUUUCAUAGUAUCUGGACUAGUUGGCAUAUACCUGAAUACCAGAACCAGACCCAAAGAAAGGGGAGAGGUCAGUGCUUACUCAGUUUUCAACAAGGAUUGCAAAAGUAUUGAUGGAACUCUGAAAGCAGAACAGUUUGAAAGGGAAAUACGUUAUGGAGCUGGUAGCAUGCAUUGA
Molecule: messenger RNA, 585 nt
Organism: Phaedon cochleariae (mustard beetle)
Lineage: Eukaryota; Metazoa; Arthropoda; Insecta; Coleoptera; Chrysomelidae
Source: the annotation of a GenBank genome assembly